Symbiodinium natans is the source of this 865-nucleotide messenger RNA. The record is from the annotation of a GenBank genome assembly. Lineage: Eukaryota; Dinophyceae; Suessiales; Symbiodiniaceae.
GGCGGAGAGGGAUGCGGCUCGGGGGACCUGGUGCGUGGUGGCGAGGCAGUAUGGCAACGUUGGCUACACGUUCUUCACUCAGGUGGGCGUGGAUCGCCACGAUGCGGCGAGGUGGGGGAGCCCGUCGGCGCUGAAUAGGGAGAGGGAGGAGUUUGGAGACCUGGUGAUCUGGCCUCACAACCUGUCCGGCAUGGCCUUUGGCAUUAGGCAGCUCAUGAUGCUUCAAGACUACCGAGCCAUGAACGAGACCUAUUACUUUUUCAUAUACAUCGAUGACGACACCUUCCCUUGUGUCCCGAUGAUAUCGAGCGAGCUGCAGUGGGUUGUCCACAAGAGCGCGGGUGGCCCUGUGCCUCGCAUCUACGCGGGGCUUCUGCACUGCGAUGGCCGGGGCCGUUACAGGCACGACCAGCACUUCUUGGUGCUGGAGGACAGCGUCGUGGGCGACAUAUUGGACAGGCAAAGCAGGCUCGUGUGCGACAAGUACAGCGGGACCAGCACAGGGGGCUGGGUGUCGCUCGUGGAGAAAGAGGCCGCUCCUGUGGUGUGGCAUGACUUGACACUUGAUCCGUCGACGGAUCCGUCGAACAGGCUCACGGUAAAUAAGAGGCCCAGGUGGUGCUUCAACAGCCUGUACGCCGGGGACCUGGAGCCGGGCGAGUUUGCAGGGGUGCUGCAUAAGUCCUGGAACAAGUCGAAUGUUCAAGGCGCCAUGGCGCUGGACCAGAAGCGACUCUCGUGCCGGGGUAAGGUGCCUGAAGGAGACCUUUACUACGACAUUGUGAAGUUCGCACAGGGGCCUUACCGUGGCGGGUUGAACUGCAUCACCGAUGGCUGGCGCUACUCAACAAUUCGGUGGCACUAA